AUGCGUGGUUAUGUUGCCAAUAGCGCCGGUAUUCGCUAUGGCGCUGGUUUAAUGCAAAAAAGACAUAUUAUGGGAUUUGUGAGAAAUGCGCUUGGACUAGAUCCACCACCUUCUCCAGAUGAUCCCACGCCGGAAAACAGAUUUCAUCCAUGGGAUCAAUCGCCUUCUCCCGAUCUAAGAGAAAGAGCAGCCACCAUACGAGCAUUGGCCAAAUGUCCAGUCACUGGACAAGAAAUCAACUAUACAUGUCCAAUCUCAGGUAUCCCCACUCAUCACUCCCGCGAGGCUUGGGAGAAAGACAUAGAGUAUCAGCAAUCGAAGAGACCGGAAAUUCUGAAGAAAGUCAACAUUUACGAGCAUGAUCUGAGGUCCGGCAGGCCGUUCCCAGAAUUCGAUUUCCCACUAGACCAGGAUUUUGACCGUAUGGUCAACUUGACAAACUGGGAUCUUUUCUUCUACACGCGUGGCUUCUACUCCAUGGACACAGAAUUCCAACUUGCUGCUUCCACGAAAAUGCUUAGCUAUCCAAUCACAAUAGGAUCUGUUCUGCAUCAAUUCUCGCCAUAUUCCUUGAACCCCAAAGGUCCUAUCACCUUGGAAGGUCUCAAAUCGCUGGCAGCACUACGCUACACCUUAUAUCCCGAACAAAACCGCCGCAUCGUUUCUACGACAAAGGACAGCCCUCUUCGAAUCUUCAUUCUCGGGGCUAGAGCAGAAGCACAGCUGCCAGGGCACGUUUGGAAACAAUUGCAGUUUAUGUUUCCCGAGACGCAGAUGGAGUUGCAUUUUGUCGGCCCAGAGUCUCACUUUGAUAGAAACAAGCGAGACUACGUGCAUUCGUCUACGCCUAUCGUGCGCAGAGUUGACGAAACUUUGAGCUUCAUCUAUCACACAGACUAUUUCCACGUUUUCCAUGAAGCGCAAGAUUUCUUCCCCUACGAUCCAUACACCGACAUUUUCUUCUGCUUCCAUCCAGGAUUCGCUGCCCCAGAGUCUCGCGAAAAUUGGAUGGGCAAAACCAUGGAAGCUUUGCUGGAGACCAAAUGUGCAAUUUUCACCACGGGUUUCAACGAGGCUGAUUUAAAGAGGGACAUGGCUGCUGUUGUGGAUACCUACGGCAAAGAACUAGACAUGUUGAUGGAACUUUCUCACAACGUUUUUGGCAGUACCAAGUGGGAGCUCAACGACGUAAACCCUCAACAAGUGUAUCAAUUUAACAUGUACAUGGCCGGGUUCAGAGGUAAACGUUACCAUGCCAUUGAAGUAUGA
Lachancea sp. 'fantastica' is the source of this 1269-nucleotide messenger RNA. The record is from the annotation of a GenBank genome assembly. NCBI's taxonomy places the organism in Eukaryota, Fungi, Ascomycota, Saccharomycetes, Saccharomycetales, Saccharomycetaceae.